Molecule: messenger RNA, 3131 nt
Organism: Rattus rattus (black rat)
Lineage: Eukaryota; Metazoa; Chordata; Mammalia; Rodentia; Muridae
Gene: Rasgrf2
Product: Ras protein specific guanine nucleotide releasing factor 2
Exons: 22
Coding region: 180-3131 (983 amino acids)
Biological process (GO): small GTPase-mediated signal transduction
Molecular function (GO): guanyl-nucleotide exchange factor activity; protein binding
Source: RefSeq, a predicted model, not a curated record
CCGGAGAGGGCGCGGUCGGGGAGGAGACCGUGCCCCAGCCUGGAUAGGAGCCCUAGGUCUGGGCGGCAAGCGGGGUGCCCUGUGGCAGGCGAACUGGGGUGCGUCCUUUCGGAGGGCACUCUGCGAUGACCCCGCCGCGGAGCUGAGGCUGCGACCCGAAAGCCCUCCGCGCCCUCGCCAUGCAGAAAAGUGUGCGCUACAACGAGGGGCACGCCCUGUACCUGGCCUUCCUGGCGCGCAAGGAGGGCACCAAGCGCGGUUUCCUGAGCAAAAAGGCUGCCGAGGCGAGCCGCUGGCACGAGAAGUGGUUCGCUCUCUAUCAGAAUGUGCUCUUUUACUUCGAAGGCGAACAGAGCGGCCGCCCAGCGGGCAUGUACCUCCUAGAGGGCUGCAGCUGUGAGCGGACGCCCGCCCCACCAAGGACCAACGCAGGACCCGCAGGCGCCCGGGACGCGCUGGACAAACAGUAUUACUUCACUGUCCUUUUUGGUCACGAAGGUCAGAAACCACUGGAGCUGCGCUGUGAGGAGGAGCAAGCAGGGAAAGAGUGGAUGGAGGCCAUUCACCAAGCCAGUUACGCAGACAUUUUGAUUGAGAGGGAAGUGUUAAUGCAAAAGUACAUUCAUCUAGUUCAGAUUGUGGAGACAGAAAAAAUUGCUGCUAACCAACUCCGACAUCAACUCGAAGAUCAAGAUACCGAAAUUGAAAGACUUAAAUCAGAGAUUGUUGCUCUUAAUAAGACCAAGGAACGGAUGCGCCCGUAUCAUACCCAUCAAGAGGAGGAGGAUCCAGACAUCAAGAAGAUCAAGAAGGUUCAGAGCUUCAUGAGAGGGUGGCUGUGCAGGAGGAAGUGGAAGACCAUCGUGCAGGACUACAUUUGUUCUCCCCAUGCCGAGAGCAUGAGGAAGAGGAACCAGAUCGUCUUCACGAUGGUGGAGGCCGAGUCAGAGUAUGUGCACCAGCUCUACAUCCUGGUGAACGGUUUCCUCAGGCCUCUGCGCAUGGCAGCCAGCUCCAAGAAGCCCCCCAUUAGCCACGAUGAUGUCAGCAGCAUUUUCCUCAACAGUGAAACAAUCAUGUUUCUUCAUGAAAUAUUCCAUCAAGGUCUAAAGGCAAGGCUGGCAAAUUGGCCCACUUUGGUUUUAGCUGAUCUCUUUGAUAUUUUGCUGCCUAUGCUCAACAUUUAUCAAGAAUUUGUGCGUAAUCAUCAGUACAGCCUCCAAGUACUUGCCAACUGUAAGCAAAAUAGAGAUUUUGACAAGCUCUUAAAGCAGUAUGAAGGCAACCCUGCCUGUGAGGGAAGGAUGCUGGAGACAUUCUUGACCUACCCUAUGUUUCAGAUCCCCAGGUAUAUCAUCACGCUGCACGAACUCCUGGCUCACACCCCCCAUGAACACGUGGAGAGGAAAAGUCUGGAGUUCGCUAAGUCAAAGCUGGAGGAACUGUCCAGAGUGAUGCACGACGAAGUCAGCGACACCGAGAACAUACGGAAAAAUCUCGCCAUUGAGAGGAUGAUCGUGGAGGGCUGCGACAUUUUGCUAGACACCAGUCAGACUUUCAUCCGACAAGGUUCUCUUAUCCAAGUACCUUCUGUGGAGAGGGGGAAACUCAGUAAAGUCCGCCUGGGCUCCCUGUCUUUGAAAAAGGAAGGCGAGAGACAAUGUUUCUUAUUCACGAAGCACUUUCUGAUCUGUACCCGAAGUUCAGGAGGAAAGCUUCAUUUGCUCAAGACAGGUGGGGUUCUCUCCCUCAUUCAGUGUACGUUGAUCGAGGAGCCGGACACAAGUGAUGAUGACACCAAAGGUCCUGGUCACAUGUUCGGACAUCUGGAUUUUAAAAUCGCCGUGGAGCCUCCUGACGCUGCCCCGUUCACUGUGGUCUUGCUAGCACCUUCGCGCCAGGAGAAGGCUGCGUGGAUGAGUGACAUCAGCCAGUGCGUGGACAACAUCCGAUGCAAUGGAUUGAUGACUAUAGUCUUCGAAGAGAAUUCUAAAGUUACUGUGCCCCAUAUGAUAAAGUCUGAUGCCCGUCUUCAUAAAGACGACACUGACAUCUGUUUCAGUAAAACACUCAAUUCCUGCAAAGUGCCCCAGAUCCGCUACGCCAGCGUGGAGCGCCUCUUGGAGCGGUUGACGGAUUUGCGGUUUCUGAGCAUCGAUUUCCUCAACACCUUCCUGCACACCUACCGCAUUUUCACCACGGCUGCCGUAGUGCUGGGGAAGCUCUCCGACAUCUACAAGAGGCCUUUCACCUCCAUUCCUGUCAGAUCACUAGAGUUAUUUUUUGCCACGAGCCAGAACAACAGAGAACAUUUGGUCGAUGGAAAAUCCCCACGUCUUUGUCGCAAGUUCUCUUCCCCACCUCCCCUGGCUGUAUCCAGAACGUCCUCCCCAGUGAGGGCCAGAAAGCUGUCUUUGACAUCUUCCUUGAACUCAAGGAUCGGAACCUUGGACCUGACUACAUCCUCAUCUUCCAGUAGUCCCACCACUGUCCACAGUCCUGCUGCAUCCCCACCACCUCACACUGCUGUCCCAGAGUCUGCACCAGCCGACCGAGCGGGAGACUCCACAGACAUGUCACCUUGUAGAUCUCCCUCAACCACUCCCCGGCACCUCCGAUAUCGCCAGCCUGGAGGACAGGUAGCUGACAGCACCCACUGCCCUGUUUCACCUGCUUCUGCCUUUGCGAUCGCCACAGCUGCAGCAGGACAUGGGAGUCCGCCAGGAUUUAACAACGAGAGAACAUGUGACAAGGAGUUCAUCAUACGGAGAACAGCCACCAAUCGAGUCCUGAAUGUCCUCCGCCACUGGGUUUCAAAGCAUGCACAGGAUUUUGAACUCAAUAAUGAACUCAAAAUGAAUGUUCUGAACUUGCUAGAAGAAGUUCUACGAGACCCGGACCUUCUUCCUCAAGAAAGGAAAGCCACUACGAACAUCCUGAGGGCUCUUUCACAAGAUGAUCAAGAUGACAUCCACCUAAAAUUAGAGGAUAUAAUUCAAAUGACAGACUGUCCAAAGGCCGAGUGCUUUGAGACAUUGUCAGCCAUGGAGCUGGCUGAGCAGAUCACUCUCCUGGACCACAUUGUUUUCAGAAGCAUCCCCUAUGAAGAGUUUCUUGGCAGGGCUGGAUGA